This is a messenger RNA of Cariama cristata (Red-legged seriema), 930 nucleotides long. RefSeq names its product olfactory receptor 6B1-like. The record is from RefSeq and is a predicted model, not a curated record. Gene Ontology annotation, cellular component: membrane. Gene Ontology annotation, molecular function: olfactory receptor activity; G protein-coupled receptor activity. Gene Ontology annotation, biological process: G protein-coupled receptor signaling pathway. Lineage: Eukaryota; Metazoa; Chordata; Aves; Cariamiformes; Cariamidae.
AUGAAGAACCAAACUUCUACCGAUGAGUUCAUUCUUCUGGGAUUUUCCUAUCGACCACCGGUCCAGACCUUAAUUUACCUGGUCUUUCUGGUCACCUACAUGGUAACAAUCACUGAGAAUGCAAUCAUCAUCUUUGUGGUGAAAAGGAACUAUCACCUGCAAAAGCCCAUGUAUUAUUUCCUGGGGAACUUGUCCUUCCUGGAGAUUUGAUACAUCUCAGUAACAUUGCCUAGGUUUUUGUUUGGGUUCCGGUCACAGAGCAUGACCAUCUCAUUCUCCAGCUGCAUGACCCAGUUAUACUUCUUUAUCUCCCUUAUGUGCACUGAAUGUGCCUUGGUUGUAAUGGCCUAUGACUGCUAUCUGGCUAUCUGCCAUCCUCUGAGCUACCAAGCCGUCAUGACCCACAAGUUGUGCUUUCAGCUGUCGAUUCUUUCAUGGGCAGGAGGUUUUUCCAUUUCCUUUGUCAAGGUGUCUUUUAUUUCACACCUCAAAUUUUGUGGUCCACAAGUCAUAAACCACUUCUUUUGUGACAUCUCUCCAGUCCUGAACCUUUCCUGCACUGACAUGUCCCUUGCAGAGACACUGGACUUUGUAUUAGCCUUAGUGAUCCUGCUGAUACCUCUCUUGAUCAUUGUUUUCUCUUACUGCUGUAUCUUGUCAACUAUCUUGUGUAUGCCUUCAGCCCAGGGAAGGAGAAAAGUCUUUUCCACUUGUAUCUCCCAUUUCACUGUAGUGAUUAUCUUUUUCUCAACCACUCUCUUCAUGUAUGCCAGGCCCAGGAGGAUCCAUCCAUUCAACCUCAACAAAAUAGUGUCAGUCUUUUAUGCUGUAUUCACUCCAGCACUCAACCCUGUAAUCUACUGUCUGAGAAACAAGGAGGUGAAAGAGAUUCUGAGAAAGACUAUAAGGACAAGCUGCUCUGCAGACUGA